AGCUACAACAACCAAACCAGGAAGUAGUUGGAGUAUAGUCUGAGCAGCAGUUGUGCACAGUUCAUUCGUACCAUCCACCGUGUCUUACUGAGUUUUUGUGAAACACGAUCCAGGAGUAUCUAAUGACGUUACAAGACGGAACUAGAAAUAAAUUGCAGCAAUCGUACUUGGAAACAAUUUGCUUUCAUUUCAGACAUACCUCAUGGACAGUCGUAGGAUUGACGAUUUUCGAUUGCUGAUUUUAGAGUAAUAUUUCACCUGCAAGAUUGACAAAGCAUGAAUACAGAUGGAAAAUUCGACCCUGGAUAGAGGGAUUUACCCCUUUGCUUUUGUGAUCUUCAUGGACAGCCUGGGUUUAACUCUUUCCGUGUCACUGAACGUGCUUCAUUUUUUGGUUUUAGCACGCACUGUUUCUCUAUUCUCUAUGAAUCUCCGUCUGUGCCUCAAAGCUUUAGCACUCUCUGACAUUCUCGGCGGACUUCUAUGUUAUGGAAUGGAAUUUAUCGUUUAUUUCAAAAGAGAAAUUGUCACAUCAAACGUUCAUGGAUGUAAUAUGGCAACAGCUUUUUGUACAAUCUUCGUGGGGUUUUCUCAAUUUAUACUGUUCGUUAUUACCAUUGAUAGAUAUAUAGCAGUGACACGCCCUCUACAGUACUUCAAUACCCUACCAAGGAGGCGGAUUAGGAUCCUUCUGCUUACUGCUUUUGUCGGCGGAGUAUUCACAGGGAUAGGACGAUCUGUUCAUGGCACAGUGAUUGAUUACUGUGACUUCACGACCUCAAAUAAACUUUUCACACAACCUAUCAUGGUUAUAUAUCACAUAGUACCUAUAUCAUUGGUAAUGAUCACAACUUUCCUCAAUGCGCGUCUUUUGUCUAUCGCACGCGCACAUGCGAAACGAAAUAAAACUACUCACCAAUCAAAUGACACUACGCAUGACCCGGAACAACAUUCAUUCUCAGAAAGGUUUAAGAGCGCAAUAACGAUUUCUGCAGUUGUGGGAGCCAGCUAUUUGGUAUGGUUGCCCUACCUUACCAUAACCAUAAUGUGCGUAGCUUUGAAUUCGGACCUGUCUUUCGUCGGUAAGGCUGUUAUGUACUGGUUACUUUAUGCCACUUUCUGGCUCAAUCCUAUCGUCAUUGGCGUUGUCAGUGAAAAAUACAGGAACGCAGUUCGUAUAGCCAUCAAGGGCAGAGCGCUCAGUCCUUCAAAUUCUUCAACAAACUCUGGAAUCUGCAGAUUCAGACAUCCUUCUCGAGAACAUGUUGUUGAGGCUCACGACAAAAAAUAGGAAUUGGUAAUCCAAAAUGAUCUCGAAAUGACAAGUGAGGGUUUUUAGACGGGUCUCUGUAACUUUCAUCCUCAAACUUUUCGGUCUGUAAAUAAUCUAUUGAGAAAUCAUUAUAUCCAUUUAUGCAGCAAUUGAAUUCCAGCUUUUGAUGAUGAAGCAUUCAGUGAACCUUUGUAAUGUUGAAGAAUUUGAGUUCUUCUUUUACGACAAAGGACAAUAAUGAAUAUACAUGUAACUAUUCGUUGAGGAAUCUUUUUUCUUUGCUUUGACGUGUUGCUUGAAAGUAUAUUUUGAUAGAAUUACCUUUAUCAUGUUUAUGGGUCGUAUUUUAUAUUUCAGAUUUAAGAGUGAAUGC
Molecule: messenger RNA, 1646 nt
Organism: Lytechinus variegatus (green sea urchin)
Lineage: Eukaryota; Metazoa; Echinodermata; Echinoidea; Temnopleuroida; Toxopneustidae
Product: histamine H2 receptor-like
Exons: 1
Coding region: 287-1291 (334 amino acids)
Biological process (GO): G protein-coupled receptor signaling pathway
Cellular component (GO): membrane
Molecular function (GO): G protein-coupled receptor activity
Source: RefSeq, a predicted model, not a curated record